Messenger RNA from Funneliformis geosporum, 143 nucleotides. NCBI's taxonomy places the organism in Eukaryota, Fungi, Glomeromycota, Glomeromycetes, Glomerales, Glomeraceae. The record is from the annotation of a GenBank genome assembly.
AGAUAAAGGCAGAUGUAAAGGUAGAGGUGAAAGUAGAAGUAGAAAGAAAAGUAGAAGCAGACGUAAGUGCAGGUGUGAUAGAAGCAGAGGUACAAGUAGUAGCAAAAGUAGAAACUAAAAGAUUACUUAAAUUUUCAUUUUAA